Molecule: messenger RNA, 1886 nt
Organism: Sander lucioperca (pikeperch)
Lineage: Eukaryota; Metazoa; Chordata; Actinopteri; Perciformes; Percidae
Exons: 11
Coding region: 832-1746 (304 amino acids)
Cellular component (GO): membrane
Source: RefSeq, a predicted model, not a curated record
CAACAUUGAAUCAAUGCUAAGAAGUGGAAAUUACAAUUUUCUUGAGCUAUGUUUUUUUUCAAAGAAAAAUUAAAUGGAUCCAUCCUGGACUAGUUUCUCAUUCAUUGAUGAGGUCUUCAUUAUAUGCCUUUCAGUGGCGAUUCUCCAUGGAGAAGCAUUAACACUGUAUUGACCUACAUUACUUCACGUAUUGUUGCCGUACAGUAUGUCUUAAAGCUAUUCUUCCUCACUGUGACUCAAUAUCCACAAUCCAUUUUGUGUAUGUUGGAUUGAUGGCGUACACCAUUCAUUCGUCUCUCCGUCACUGAAUGGUUUCCAUGGGCAGGUUGUUAUCAAUGUGUAACCAAGGUGAGUCAGGAAGGUUACGUGACUCCCAGGAUUCCACAGGCUGCCAUUUGCCUUUCUGUACAAUACAGGAUGAGAUGUUACAGGCUUAUCACACACAGCAUGCUAAUGAUAGAUCAUUACAGGAAAUAGAAAUUUGAAAUAUACCUUUGUUAAAGUGUGUGAAAGCACCAGUAUCAACUUGUUCUUAAUGCUCGUGUGGAUCAGUAUUGCUGAAAGAAAAAAAAGGUGAAGACACAAUUUGCUCUGACAAAGUGCCAGCCUGGUUGGUUAAAUCACAUUUUAAGAACUUCAUCUGAAUAUCCCAUUGGACCUAAUGAGGGAUACAUCCUUUUCCCCUGGAGCUUAAGUCCUAUCUCUGUGGGAACCGAAUGAUAGCAGGUAGACUUUGCCCUGAAGGGGAACCAACACUACAGGAAGGGCGGCAGAGCAGUUUCCUGGCCGUCACAGCAGAGUUGAUGAAAAGAUCUGCUAACUUUUGGUGGAAUGGACGAGACUAAUGACAGCAGCAAUGGUGGUUAUGAACCCCAUCCCCCUCCGUACAGUACUCAGGACUACGGACAGGGUUCUUACACAGGGAUGAGCUAUCAGGUGGGGAAGGGGAACGUUGCAGUGGUCUCCCCUCCUGGCACCUAUGAUAACAUGGUCCAUCCUGAGGGCAUGGCAGCAGAUGGAGGCGACCAUCAGUAUGGUCAAGCUCCACCUGACUACGGUCAUGGCUUAGAGGACAGCAGCUUCAGCGACGCUGCCAUACGAAGAGGCUUCAUAAGGAAAGUCUACUUGACUUUGAUGAUUCAGCUGCUGGUGACGGUCGGGAUCAUCUGUGCUUUUCUUUACUGGGACGCUCUCAGGAAAUGGACAUGGGCCAACUACUGGUUCUCCUACACCAUGAUGGUGGCGGUGAUGGUGCUCAUCGUGGCCUUGUCCUGCUGUGGCAACCUCCGUCGUCAAGUCCCCCUCAAUUUCAUUGCCCUGGGCCUGUUUACUAUUGCAGAGGGCCUGAUGCUUGGAUCUGUGGCAGCGUACUUUGAUGCAGAAGCAGUUAUGUGGGCUGUGGGAGCAACAGCGCUGGUGUCCUUCGCCUUGACCCUGUUUGCUCUGCAGUCAAAGUGGGACUUCACCAGAGUAAAUGGGAGCCUGUGGGUGUUUGCCUGGACCCUCUUUUCAUUCGCAUUGCUGUGUGCAAUCCUCCGAUCACAGUAUCUUUACAUAUUGUACGCCUGCCUGGGAACCUUGCUGUUUUCUUUAUACUUGGUGUUUGAUACCCAGCUUAUCCUGGGUGGGAAACACAGGAAGUAUGAAGUCUCUCCCGAGGAGUAUGUGUUUGCUGCUCUCAACCUCUAUUUGGACAUUGUCACCUUGUUCCUCCUGCUGCUGCAGCUCAUCGGCCUAUGCCGCUAACACUGAACCUCGUUGACAGGCCUCCCUAAAGAAACACUGAAACUCUCAUCAAGCACAUCAUGUACAGUUGUGUUCAAAAUAAUAGCAGUCCAACAUCACUAACCUCAUAAAUCCAUUUUUUUGUAAAAGUGAUAUUUCUA